This is a messenger RNA of Actinia tenebrosa (Australian red waratah sea anemone), 1043 nucleotides long. RefSeq lists its product as uncharacterized. Lineage: Eukaryota; Metazoa; Cnidaria; Anthozoa; Actiniaria; Actiniidae. Gene Ontology annotation, cellular component: Ino80 complex; nucleus. The record is from RefSeq and is a predicted model, not a curated record. Gene Ontology annotation, biological process: chromatin remodeling.
UUUCAUGGCGGCCAUGAUGCCUGUGCCAGAGAGUAACAAUCAUCUUGAUGAAGGCCAAGAUAAUAGAAAGAAAUAUAAAACACUCAAGAGAAAAUUAAAGUUUUUGCUUUAUGAGCAAGAAUACUUUCAAGAAAAUUUACAAAGAGUUCAGAAAAAACUGUUAAGAGUUUCAAGAGACAAAAGUUUUCUUCUUGAUCGACUUCUUCAAUAUGAGCAAGUGGACCCAUCUUCUUCAGAUGAGGAUGGUACAGCCUCUUCAUCAGAAGCAAGUGAUGAAGGAUCUAAGAUUAUGAUAACCAAUUCACCCAGCCAAAGUAACAAAAUCAAGAAAAGUCAGUUACCCAAUCAUGGCAUGACAGCAGAUAACCUAAACCAAUAUUUAUUUGCUGGCACCAAUGUUAAAAAGGAAGGAGCUAAUAAAGUGUCAACAGGAGGUCAUGUAUCUUCAAAGCUAGUUCCUUGUAAAUUUAUGAGUAAUGGUAAACAGUGCCAGGAAUUGGUCAGUAAGAGAUCCAAAUCUGGUUAUUGUGGUGCUCAUAGGACAGUGGUCAGGUUAACUAAACGAGGAAUGACAGGAACGGUGAAGAGGAGUAGAACAGCUUCUGGUGAUUCCAGCAAAGGUGAUACUUCCGUUGACAAGGCUGAACACCUUGAAAGUCUUCAUCGCUUGUCAGAAUCUAGUACAGCAAGCCAAGUACCACAAGCUACAGAACAAUUACCACAUGAUGUAUUCAAUAUGGAAGAUGAUGAACCAGAAAGUGAAAAUGAAGACUCCACAGGCUCAGCCAGUUUUCAAGGCAAUAUUUAUGAAGGAGACGAUGAUUUAGUUAUUGAUAUACCAGAAUAAAUGAAAUCCAACUGUUGAAGUGUCUCAACUUGUACAUACACCAAUUUUAAUCUAAACAAGAAUCUUUUCCUGUGUCACUAAAGAAAGAACUGAAAGCAUUGUAAAGUUAAGAAUUCAAUGUAAAGAUGCUGAAAAUGCUGACUUUAAAAGCACAAUUCAGAAUAAAGAUAUUAUGAAUAUGUUACAACAGUGCAAA